Neurospora crassa OR74A is the source of this 354-nucleotide messenger RNA. RefSeq lists its product as hypothetical. The transcript has 3 exons. NCBI's taxonomy places the organism in Eukaryota, Fungi, Ascomycota, Sordariomycetes, Sordariales, Sordariaceae. Bases 1 to 354 code for a protein of 117 amino acids. The record is from RefSeq and is a predicted model, not a curated record.
AUGUCGAUUCAUAAUUCGGCAAAUACUUCAAAGGGGAGAAUCGAAACGGCGCGGAACUUUCUCACAUCUUAUGCGAUGACCAACCCUCGCUGGUAUGGUGAUGAGCCAUACUUCGAGCCGUUAUAUGCUACCCUCCGUUGUCAACACCCGCUACCCGAGUCAGAAAAGGGCUUAUAUGGGACGGACCAGAUACAUCGUCUGUUUGGCGGCGCCUUCGAGGCGAGGUUGUUGAUUUCCGGAAUCCUGUACAACAAUCUGUACAGAAAGAAUGCUCCAGAUAUCUCCACAUCGCGGGUGCGGGCGACAACGUGGACGACAAUGCUGAGUGAAUGGAAGGUGAGGUUGAAGAGAUGA